UCAACAAAAUGAAGUUCACCACCUCCAUCAUCGCCCUCGGCCUCUCCGCCCAGGUUCUUGCCAACCCUACCGUUGUUGACCGCCGGGCAUCCAGGGUCCAGCGCGACGUUGCAGCCUUUGAGUCUGUCAUCUCUGAUGUCGACACUGCUGUUAAGAAGUUCGACUCCGAUGUCAAGUCUUACUCCAGCGGUGACCCAUCCAGCCUUCUCGGUGACUCUCAGAGCAUCAUCACAAUCACCAACAGUGGUGUCUCCUCCCUCCAGAGUCAAAGCACCUUGAGCAAUACCGAUGCUGUCGCCCUCACCACCCCUGUCCAGGGCCUCAGCUCCGAUGUCCAGGCCGCGAUCAAGGACCUCAUCUCCAAGAAAGAUGCUCUCGUCUCCGCUGGUGCUGGUGGUAAAAUCGAGUCUGGCCUUCAGGAUCAAUAUACUGCUGCCAAGAGCCUCGCCGAUUUGAUCUCCAGCAAGGUUCCUCCUGCUCUCGCCGGUGUUGCUAGCGACCUCUCUUCCGGUAUCACCGAUGCCAUCCAGAGCGGUAUCGACGCCUUCAAGGGCACUGGCAGCACCGCCACUGCCUCCGCCUCCGGCUCUUCCACCAGCUCUGCUGCCGGUACCACCUCCACUGGAGCUGCUACCACCACUGCCGCCGGUACCACCGCUGCUACUACCGCUGCUACCACUGCUGCUACCACUGCCACCGUCGGUUCCAGCCCUGCCGUCUCUACCGCUACCACUGCCCCCGGUAGUGGAGCUGCUACUUCCUCUGGUGUUCUUCCCGGCCACAGCUCUACCUCCACUGGCGUCACUCCUAAAUACACCGGUGCUGCCAGCGCUAACAAGGCCAGCGGAGCUGUCGGUCUCGCUGCCGCUCUGCUUGCUGUCUUUGCCUUGUAAAUUAACUAUUCAAUGAGCAGCAUGUAUACAUGAGAGAGAUGUGUUUCUUGCUUUUGACUGUUUUGGGAAUCUGCGAGGGGGUUAUAAUAUGGGACUUUUUAACCUAGAACUAAUGUACAACAAUUGAACAUAUUGAUAGUCAAAGCAUGUUAGGAUAUAAUUCGAACUGUUGUUUCUUUUUCC
Molecule: messenger RNA, 1076 nt
Organism: Talaromyces stipitatus ATCC 10500
Lineage: Eukaryota; Fungi; Ascomycota; Eurotiomycetes; Eurotiales; Trichocomaceae
Product: cell wall galactomannoprotein, putative
Exons: 1
Coding region: 9-893 (294 amino acids)
Cellular component (GO): extracellular region
Source: RefSeq, a predicted model, not a curated record